Messenger RNA from Lasiodiplodia theobromae, 1215 nucleotides. Its product is annotated as Peroxisome membrane anchor protein Pex14p. Gene Ontology annotation, molecular function: signaling receptor binding. Gene Ontology annotation, biological process: protein import into peroxisome matrix, docking. NCBI's taxonomy places the organism in Eukaryota, Fungi, Ascomycota, Dothideomycetes, Botryosphaeriales, Botryosphaeriaceae. The record is from RefSeq and is a predicted model, not a curated record. Gene Ontology annotation, cellular component: peroxisomal importomer complex; peroxisomal membrane. The coding region runs from base 1 to 1215 and encodes 404 amino acids. The transcript is spliced from 2 exons.
AUGGGCGACUCUCCCUCGGACAAGAAGCCUGGCAUUCCCGCCUGGCAGCGCGCCCAGGCGCCAUCCACGCCUUCCGACUCCGCUUCGUCCGCCACGGAAGACUCGCGGCCGCCCACUCCAAGCUCAGACUCAGCCUCCGAGCACGCCGAUGAGCCCCAGUCCGAGCCCCAGCCAAGUUCGCUGGAUGCGAACGAGCCUCCCAAGGACGGAGCUCUCCUCCUGCAGCAGGCGCGCAAAUUCCUGCAAGAUCCCUCCAUUCGCGAUGCCGCCGACGACCGGAAGCGGAGCUUUCUGGUCUCCAAAGGCGUAGCCGAGGACGACAUCAAGCUACUGCUCGCCGAGGCGAAGAUGCAAGAUACGCCGCCAAGUAAAGUAGCUCCGCCAAAGUCCCCUGCGACUCAGCAACCUUUGUCGUCUCCGCCCACCGCAUCCCGCGCUCCUCCGAAAGAUAUCCCGCCCAUUGUGACGUAUCCAGAAUUCUUGACCCAGCCUACAUCACCUCCGCCGCUCAUUACCGUCUCUCGCGUCCUCAAUGCCAUAUACGCUGCUGUAGGGUUGGGUGCUGUGACAUAUGGCGUAUCGAAUUACCUUGUCAAGCCGAUGGCUGAGGAGCUGGCUGGAGCGCGAGCGGAGUUUGCUGUUAAUACGAAGUCCAACAUUGAAAAGCUCAAUGAGAAGCUGGAGGGCAUGGUUUCGACUGUACCCAAGCUUGGCAGCAACGGGAAGCCAUUAUCACCAGAACAGGAGAAGGAUGCGACCUCUGAUGUCGAUUCGGAUGAGGACCCCACGGAGCUCUAUCAUCGUGACUUCGGCACACAGACAAGUCCCGCUCUUUCCCGGCGUGGGAGUGACGCCUCUUCCGCUGAUUCAGAGAAGUCGCCAGCAACCCCGGCGGAGGCACAGUCCGCGCACCUCGACAAGCUGAUAGCCGAACUCCGCGGUUUGACCUACCUGACGAGAGGAAACUCGACGCAGGACGAUGCUGUGCAGACACAACUGGGAGACUUGAAGAAUUACCUCAACGAAAUGGCUUACUCGAGCCCCUACUACGGAGGUGAUAUCUACGGCGCAAGGUAUGGCAGUAGCUGGAAAAAGUCGGGAGAGGAAGACGCCAUUGAGGCAUUCAAGGCCGACAUCAGAAGCGUAAAGGGUGUUUUCCUCUCGUCGAGGAAUUUCCCGAGCGCGCAACAAAGAGGAUAUGGAGUGGGUAGGUGA